Messenger RNA from Tyto alba (common barn owl), 5122 nucleotides. RefSeq lists its product as uncharacterized. Bases 3 to 4718 code for a protein of 1571 amino acids. Gene Ontology annotation, cellular component: cytosol. NCBI's taxonomy places the organism in Eukaryota, Metazoa, Chordata, Aves, Strigiformes, Tytonidae. The record is from RefSeq and is a predicted model, not a curated record. The transcript is spliced from 21 exons. Gene Ontology annotation, biological process: tRNA methylation.
CCAUGGCUACAGGAAAGCAAAGGGUCUUCUCUGACGCAGCAAGACAGGAGAGGGAGCCCACCCUAACUGCUCCUGCUUGCCACCGUCCUUCUCCCCCCCAGGUGGAAGGGGUGUCCGAGUUCAUCCACAGCUCCUUCCGACUGCUCCUGGAGAUCUACCACCUUGAGUGCCAGCACUUCCAGGACCAGGAGAGACCCCUCUACCAACAGAUGCUGCAGAGGGUGGUCUCGAUGCCGUGGCAAAUCAAAGCCAGAUACGUGCCCCUGUGUGCCAUCGUCCCCUACGUGGGCAGCCAGCAGGUGCUGGACGCCUACCCGGACCUGCCACAGCACCUCCUGAGCUGCCUCUCCACCAACCACCUGUGUCCCGCAGCCACCGAGGUCUACAAGGCCCUGGUGCGGCAGCAGUGUGCUGAGCAGCGGGGUGCGGAGGGGGCUCUGGCAGAGCGGUGGGCGCUGCGCUGGCUGCCCCUGCUCUCCCAGGCCCUCCGCUCCCCCCUGCCCAUCCUGCAGAGCAACGCCACCAACCACCUCCUCGCCUGGACCCUGCGGCAGCUCCCAGCCACCCAGGCCCUGCUGGCCACCCAGUUUGGCGGCCAGGACACAGCGUCGCUCCGGGCUUGGGUGUCUCUGCUGAAGGCGCAGAAGAGCGUGGCGGGGGCCCUGCCGCUGCGGGGCGAGGCGCUGGAGAGGCUCUCCUGCUGCCUGGGUGCCCACGAGGAGGGCGUUCGGCUGGCGGCGCUGAGUCUGCUCUGCUGCAGCCCCAGCACCAACCGGCCCCUCUCGGGCACCGAGUUGCGGCUGCUGCGCGAGUUCCUGCCCCUCAACCUCAACUGUGACUCCUCCUCGUUCCGGCAGCUGCUGCAGGCAGCGGUGAGGAGGGCGCUGGUCCGGCUGCGGGACAGCUCGCUGGCCCAGCUGCGGGGGAAGGCGCCCCGAGGCACCGAGCCGGGCGAGGGAGCAGGGCAGCUCGCCCAGGCAGUAGGCUUUGUGGAGUGGCUGCUGCAGCUCAGCAUCACCUCGCUCAGCCCGGGCUCCAACUACCAGAGGAAGAAGACGGCUCUGCUCCUCCUGGCCGCAGUUUUGGAGACCUGCACGGACACCUGGAGCCCUGACAGGAAGAAAGGCCAGCCUCCACGGACCAUGGCCACACUACUAAGCUACGCCAGGCAAAGCAGCUGCUGGGACUUCUUCUCCCAGCCCAACUUGUUGGCACUGCUGAGCUGCUUGCAGGAUAGCACUAACGAGAUCAGAGACUUGGCGUCAGAGCUGCUGGUCCGCUACUUUCCUGCCACGUUCCCUGAGCCCAUCACCCUGGCUCUCUUCCAGCUGGCCCAGGACGCCCUGGGCAGCCCCCGAGUGCAGGAGGCUGAAGCCGGAGCUGUGCUGAUGAAGACUAUCCUGCAGAAGUCAGACAGCAACACCAUGAAGAGCCUGGCCCUGGAGGCUGAAGCAGCCCCAACGCUGCCCAACCGAGGCCUGUGCUUCGCUCAGCACCUUCUCCAUGUGCUGCAAGCCCAGUACGCUGCAGCGUGCCAGGACCUGCUGCAGGCAGCAGCCACCGCACCGAUGCACGGAGCCAUCUCAGCCCUGCGGCGGUGCCUGCUCCACGUGCCGGAGGUGGCCGCCUCCAUGCGGGCAGCAGAGUUGGCACAGAGCUGGCAGGAGCUCCUCACCCGCCUCGUCACCACGGUGAGAGACAUCACCUCCUUCCUUCUGGGUGCUCUGCAGAGUCAGCAAGGCCCUGGCGCUGAUGAGCGAGCUGCUGCCCCAUCAUUUGCAGACAUGGGGAAUGCCAUCGGCUCCCUCAUCAUGCUGGGGAAAGGCCGGGGGCAGGAGGAAGAGGACUCAGUCCUGCUGUCAGAGGAACACAGCCUGAUCCUGACCUGCUGCUGGGUAUCAGUGAAGGAGAUAGGGCUGCUCUUGGGGGGCCUGGCUGAGCUGCUGCUGGUCCCGGCGCUGCCUGCGGGGUCGGGGCCCCUCCUGCCGCUCCCCACCCUGCAGACAGCCACGAGGGUGUUCCAGGAAAUCCUGCUGCGGUGCCGGCACUGGGGAGCAGUGGAGGGCUGCAGCAUGGGCUUCACCAAGUUUUGUGCCGCCCUGCUGAACCACCCAGACGCAGAGCUGCAGGCCAUCCCGCAGACCAUGCUGGAGCAGGGCUUAGAAGCGCUGAGCGGACCCCGGAGCAGCUCGAUCACACGCCGUGCUGCCGGCUUCCCCAUGCUCUUCCUCUGCAUCGUCAGCGGGGAGGCCCCGGUGCAGGCACGGCCGCUGCUGACCCGCUGCGUCCAGACGCUGCUGGCCUUGGCCACCACAGCCCUGCCGCAGGACUGGGACCAGACCCUCGACCUCCCACAGGUGUGUGCCCUCCAUGUGCUGCAGACACUGGUCCGUGGCACGGGGCUGGGCAGUGCGCUGCUGCGGCACGCCACGCCGAUGGUGGCCCUGGCGCUGCGGGGCUUGGGCUCACCGUGCUGGGCCAUGAGGAACGCAGCCAUCCAGCUCUUCAGUGCCCUCACGUCCCGGCUGCUGGGCCAGCAGCAGAGCCAGUGGGGAGGGCUGCCUGGCGGAGGGGGUGAGCCUGCAGGCCUUCCUCGGGCAGCAUCCCCAGCUGGGUGCCGUGCUGCUGGGCGAGCUGGAGGCAGCCACAGACCCUGCGCCGGGGGGGCCCCGCCUGCGCCCCGCGCUCCAUGCUGUCCUCACCCUCCUGGCCCAGCUGCAGCCUGGCGCCGACAGCCCUGGGAGCCCCUCUGCCCGUUUCCUGGGGCCGCUGCUGGAGCUGGCGGGGAGCCCCAUUUACGCCGUGCGAGCGAUGGCUGCCAAGGCACUGGUGCCGGUCGUCCCACCGCCCCAGCGCCGGGGGCUCCUCCUGCAACUGGCCCGGCAGCUCCCCACCGCGCCUGGACAGGUCCGCUCACACAACGCCAGUCCACGGGUGCCUGCUGCAGAUUCGGGCACUGCUGGUCUCCCCACCAAGCACCAAGGGGCUGUCGGCCGAGGUGCUGUGCCCCGUGGCUCUGCAGCUGGAGGCGCGGGGCUGGCUGCUCAGCCCUGCCCAGCGCUGCCCGCUCGUCCGUGCUGCCUUCCUCCAGACCCUGGCCCUCCUGCCCACCUCCUUCAGCCCUGGCUUCGCCCAGAGCAUCCGCGCCGCCAUCAGCACUGAGCUGGGCAGCCUCCCAGCCGGGGGGAAAGCUGGGCUGUGUUGAGCUGCAGGUGGGCUCAGCCGUCCUCCACCAAACCAUGGCCCACUUCAUGUGCAGCGAGGCAGCCCGGCUGGCAGACAGUGAGCGGAUCAGCACCGUCUGCUUGCUUCUACAGCAGCCAAAUCCUGACGUCCAGGUUGCCAUCCUGAGCUGGGUGAUUGCUGGGGAGGGAGGAACGUGCGAGGAGCUGGAGAAGGCUCUCAGGCUGAUACUGCUGGAGAGCUUGGGGUCGGUGCUGCAAGAGAGGAGGGACAAAGAGUUCCUGAGAUUGUACCUUGAGGCUUUGCUGCAUCUUUACAGAGAUCCCUCGUCGUGGUCCCAGGAAGCUUCCCAUAAGCUCCAGGGCUCCUCGGCAGCAUGCCUGGAGAUGCUGCUGCACAUAGUGGAGGCUGAGCAUCCUGGCCCCGACCUCCUCUUCCAGGCGCUGUGUGCCGCCAGCCUGCUGCUCACCCACCGGGUUGGGGCCGAGGAUGGGCCCCUGGUCGAGCGGUGGUGCACGGCGCUGGAGGGGUGCAGCCGGUCUGCUUCAUCCGACGUGCUGCGGCUGGCGGCCGCCCGCUCCCUGCAGACGGCAGGUGCCGACGUGGUGCGGCGAUCCCUGCGCGCUGCCUGUCCCUCGCUUGUCCCCGUGGCUCUGCGGCUGAUAAACGUGGGCAUCCAGCUUCUGCAAGACGAGGAGCGGGAGGUCCGGCACGAGACCUCGGGUUUCGCCAGCCUCUUGCGGCCGGACCCUGGGGAGCCACUCUCAGGUGGCUGCAUCUUUGUGCAGGACAACAUGGGGCUCCAGGGCCUCCUGCAGCUCCUCCUGGCAGAGUUUGGGGAGCACCCCGAAACCUUUGACUCUCUGCUGCGGCACCUCCCCGUCCUAGAUCUCAGGGGCAUCGUGGAGAAGCUGAAGGCCAACAAGGCCACCAGCCUGUACAAGGAGGAUGAACCCAACGUUUUUGCGGAGCCGGCCGUCCUGGCGUGGCAGCUGCUCCCCGUCCUGCUGCAGCUCCUGGAGAAGGCUCCUGCCGGCAGCCCACUGCAUGCCACGGCUCUGUGCUGGCUGGCAGCCACAGGCCCCGGUGUCCUGCACGACCUGCGGUACUGCAAGCACCACUGGAGCCAAGGGGCCGCUGCCCGCGGGGGGAUGAAGGCGCUGGGCUGUGCCAAGCUGCACGUGGCCGUGGCCGUGCUGCUGGUGAGGGCCCGGCUGGUGGCACAGGCACUGCAAGUGCUGGGGGAAAGUGCCACCACCGUGCCCGGGCUGGGCUGCGACUGCCCAGGAGCUGGAGCAGGAGCUCGUGCUGGUGCAGGGGCUGCUGGCGCAGCACGGGCUGGCCCCUGUGCCGAGCCAGGGCAAUGCGCCGGGGAGGCCAGGACCACCGUCCGGGGCUGCCUGACAGCUCCGGGCAUGGAGCAGCAUCACACCAAGCCGUGCAGCCACGAGGCUUCUGGCUCAUGCUGCCACGUCCCUCUGUUUGCCAGAUGCUCUCUCUGGCCACCAGCCAGGACUGUCGGUUCGGUGGUGUAACUCAGGGGAAGCCCACUCACCGUGUGGGACGCACUCUCAUCCUUCCCAGUGUUUUCUAACUCCUCAUCCUGAGGACACCGGUGCAGCAUCACCUUGGCCUGUGCCUGCGUUCCUGCCCGCGCAUCCCUGCCCUCGGGUCUGGUUGGGAGAAGGGGACACAUGCCCCGGAGCCUUCACACCCCUUACACUGCUCCACUCCCACUACUUUUGGGUUUGGUUUUUUGUUUCUCUUUUCUUUUUUUUUUUUUGUUUGUUUGUUUGUUUGUGGGUUUUUUUGUUUUGUUUUGGGUUUGUUUUGUUUUGUUUUGUUUUGGUUUUUUUUUGUUUUGUUUUUUUUUUUUUAAGCAACGUUUUAGCCCAUGGCCAACCUGGGGCUUUUAGCCCAAAUAAAGAGGCCAGGAACA